This is a messenger RNA of Ochotona princeps (American pika), 512 nucleotides long. RefSeq names its product D-dopachrome decarboxylase-like. The transcript is spliced from 3 exons. The record is from RefSeq and is a predicted model, not a curated record. Lineage: Eukaryota; Metazoa; Chordata; Mammalia; Lagomorpha; Ochotonidae. Gene Ontology annotation, molecular function: phenylpyruvate tautomerase activity. Bases 51 to 512 code for a protein of 153 amino acids.
UACACCUGCCAAUCCCUGUAGCAAGAGUUACCCUGUCUUCGCUUCCCGACAUGCCGACCAUUGAACUGGACACCAAUCUGCCCACCGGGCGCCUGCCUGCGGGGCUGGAGAAGCAGCUAUGCCAGGCAGCUGCCACCAUCCUGAAUAAACCCGAGAAUUACAUAAACGUGAUCGUGAGGCCAAGCCUGACCAUGCUGCAUCUCAGCUCUGAGGAGCCCUGUGUCCAGCUGUGCAUCAGGGCCUUGGGUGUGGUGGGCACUGCUGAGCAGAACCGCAGCCACAGCGCCCGAUUCUUUGAGUUCCUCUGCAAGGAGUUGGCCUUGGGUCAGGACAGGGGUGCAAGUUGCCUGGACCGUUCCUUCUCCAUGGACUGCUGCGACCUGCAGGAGUCCAGGGCGGGGCGGGCUGUAGGCACCUUCCCUGGGCGUUGCUGUGCUUCUUUGCUCUGGCGUCUCACCGAGUUCCGUCUUGAGCGUGCACCUUGCAAAUCCUCAUGUUCCAAAAGAGCCUGA